Ceratitis capitata (Mediterranean fruit fly) is the source of this 1158-nucleotide messenger RNA. RefSeq lists its product as uncharacterized. The transcript is spliced from 2 exons. The coding region runs from base 217 to 996 and encodes 259 amino acids. The record is from RefSeq and is a predicted model, not a curated record. Lineage: Eukaryota; Metazoa; Arthropoda; Insecta; Diptera; Tephritidae.
GGUAUAAAAAAUUAAGAGUAUAAUUUUGUUUAUAUUAAAUUCAGGUUUAAUAGUUUUGUGAUAAAGUUCCUUUUAUACCUGUCGAAUUUUUCUCUUGGUAUAGAGGCAAAAAAAAAAAAAUAGUCAAGACAUCGCUUAAAAAGAAUUCUUACUUCAUACAGAGCAGAAGGUUUUUUCAGUACAGCGGAGAGAUUAAAUUCAGCAAAAAAAAAAAAAAUGCGUUUGUUAAUUCUAUUUUCCCUUACGUUCACUCUCGUUUGCGCCAAUCCUUUGCCAAUCGUGACACCGAAAUUGCUGCAUAAAAUCAAGGAACGCAUGUUUGGCAUCAACACCGACUGCACGCACUGUGGCGUAACCUACAACGGUGUACAUACCGUGCAACAGGUGCCCGUAAUGCCUCCAGUACAACAAGUCUACAUGGAAACUUCACAUAAUCCUUCAUUGCAAAUGCACGGCGCAUCUGUGGCUUCUUCCAAUACUCAUGCAUAUGCAGGACAAGGAGCACAAGCUGGUCGCUUUAGUCAUAUGUUCAAUACAGAUGGUCUGAGUUCGCAACAAAUUCAAACUGUUCCUGCAAAUAUGAAUUACCAUCAGCAAGUAGUAAAUACCGCUGAAGCAUCCAGUGCGACUAACACCCACUCCUACUCCUCAUCAGCCAAUUUAUGGCAGAAUGAAGCGCACAAUAAUGCAGCAAUUAGUGGCCAUCAGCAGCAUGUAUCUCUGACCCAAGGUGGUCAUCCAGCUGUGUUUGGUCCACCACCAGUUGCUGUAGCGAAUAAUUUUGGUGGAGGCGUUCAAUAUAAUUCGUAUGCUCCAUCUGCCUAUGCUGGUGAAGUGUUUGAUAAUUCGGCUGCAUCAGCUGCUGCGGCUGCAUCUUCAUCGUCAGCCUCUUCGUGGAGUCAACAGAACGGAAAUUACGGUCUCAAUCAUGGUAAUGGCGGCGGUGCUUUUGCACACUCCAGUUCCAGUUCAUGGAGUUCAAGCCAUUCUGGUUGAGAAACCAACAGAAUUUUUAGAUAUGACAUUUUUAUAUUUUAUAAAAAAAAUUAAUUGACAAGUUUAAAAACUAAAACACUUUUAUACCACGAUUUUAUAUGUAUUAGAUGAUAGAUUUUUAAGAUUUGAAUGGGUAAUAAAAAAUUCAACUUACAUCCUAAG